AUGGUCCCAAAGAUGACCCCCUUGGAUGGGGAAGAUAACAAGAAGCGUGUUUGCUACUUCUUCGAUUCGGACGUCAGUGGAUUCCAUUAUGGCCCUGGCCACCCAAUGAAACCCACCCGUAUACGGAUGUGUCACUCCCUAGUUAUGAACUACGGUCUCUACAAGAAGAUGGAAAUAUUUCGUGCAAAGCCUGCUACCAAGCGUGAAAUGACCCAAUUUCAUUCGGACGAAUACGUCGAGUUCCUCAGUCGAAUAACCCCAAACAAUAUGUUGAAUUACUCCAAGGAGCAACACAAGUACAAUGUAGGAGAUGACUGCCCAGUUUUUGACGGGUUAUUUGAAUAUUGCUCUAUUUCUGCUGGAGGCUCCAUGGAGGGUGCUGCUCGCCUGAGUAGAAAUAAGUGCGACAUUGCUGUGAACUGGGCAGGAGGAUUGCACCACGCAAAGAAGAGUGAAGCAAGUGGUUUCUGUUACGUGAACGAAGAUAUCGUACUUGGGAUAUUAGAGCUCCUACGAUAUCACACAAGAGUGCUCUAUAUCGACAUUGAUGUCCAUCAUGGUGACGGUGUAGAAGAGGCUUUUUAUACCACAGACCGUGUGAUGACCUGUAGUUUUCACAAAUAUGGCGAAUUCUUCCCUGGUACGGGAGAGUUACGGGACAUUGGAAUUGGCAAAGGGAAGCACUACGCCAUGAAUUUACCCUUACGUGAUGGAAUCACAGAUGAAAGCUACAAGAGCGUCUUCGAGCCGGUAAUCCAAUCCGUGAUGGAGCACUACGAUCCCGGUGCGAUCGUAUUGCAGUGUGGAACAGAUUCACUCUCAGGCGAUAAGCUGGGGUGUCUGAAUCUAUCAAUGCGAGGUCACGCGAGCUGUGUGAAGUUCGUGAAGUCGUUCAACAAGCCUCUUCUGCUCCUCGGAGGGGGCGGUUAUACUAUGCGCAACGUCAGUCGUUGUUGGGCGUACGAGACAGGUCUCGCCGCUGGCGUUGAGCUUGGGAAAGAAAUCCCGAUGAAUGAGUAUUACGAGUAUUUUGGACCCGACUACGAACUCGAUGUCAAGUCUUCCAAUAUGGAAAACUUGAACACCCCAGGAUACCUGGAACGUGUGAAGGGUAUCGUCCUAGAGCAUCUCAACCAGAUCGGUGGCCCCCCGAGCGUUCACAUGCAGGAUAUCCCGCGAUUACCAAUCGACGAGCUGAUGGAAGACAUGAACGAAGACGAGGACAUGAUACCCGUGAACGAACGGAGGCCACAGCGCCUCCUAGAUGCUAGGCGGCAGGCAGAUGGUGAGUUGUCGGACUCGGACGACGAAGGUGAAGCCAUCGGGAAUCCACAGGGCCAAGCGUAA
This is a messenger RNA of Postia placenta MAD-698-R-SB12, 1347 nucleotides long. RefSeq lists its product as hypothetical. The coding region runs from base 1 to 1347 and encodes 448 amino acids. NCBI's taxonomy places the organism in Eukaryota, Fungi, Basidiomycota, Agaricomycetes, Polyporales, Adustoporiaceae. The record is from RefSeq and is a predicted model, not a curated record. Gene Ontology annotation, molecular function: histone deacetylase activity. The transcript is spliced from 14 exons.